AUGUCACCUGACAAAAACUUCUUAUUUAUAUCUGUUGUAUUGGCUGCAUGUUCCGCGUCAACAGUGAAUCGAAUGAGAACAUCUUUUGCGAGAAAUAACAAGAAAUCAUCUCUUCAAUAUGAGAAAGCAAGAAUAUGCGAGGCAGAAGAUUGCCGAGAGAUAUCGGAGAUGUACAUCGAGGCGAUGAAUAAACACGCUGACCCAUGUCAAAACUUUUACGAGUUUGUCUGCGGUGGAUGGGCAGCUAAGGAUCCAAUGCCAGAAUAUGCCACCAUGUGGAAUCGGUUCGAGCGGAUGGCGUCGACUAUCGAAAAAUAUCGCAAAGAGAUGCUGGAGACCCCAUCUGAAGUCACCGAUAUCCGUCCCAUUCGACAAGCGAAGAAGUUCUACCAAUCAUGCAUGAACAAGGAUGCUCGUGAAGCAAGAGGAAUUGAGACAAUCGCAUCAAUUAUCAGGAGCAAUGGUGGCUGGCCGAUGGCUAUGAGACUUAGAGACUGGAGGGAAAAUGCCCAUUCGUGGCAAGAAGUUGACGGAAAUUUUGUUGGUUUGGGGGCAGAUUAUGCAUUCUACGACAUCAAACCUUCAAUAGAGAGAAACGGAGACUUGGGUAGCCGGAGGGUCCUCAUGAGAGCACCAGCAGACGCUAAUCUACCGCACUUCAGAGACAAUUAUAGGGACUAUCGAUCGAUGCUGAUCCCUAUUGUUGAAGCAUUCAUUCGUAACCGGACUGAUAUUUCUGAUGAACAAUUAGAAACGGAUAUUCAUGACCUGUUCAUGUUUGACCGAAAAUUGAGAGAGGCGAGACGGACGAGCAAUCCUAUAAAUCUAGAGGAAAUGAAUCUCCGUGAACUCAGCUCUUGGUGGAAUCACGCGACCGAUUCAUCAACUACGGAUCCAAAUGCUGAGAUCGAUUGGACCAAAGUCAUUCAGUGUUUGUUCGAUUUUGAAGGAAUUAAGGCACAAGGCAAUUUGCAUAUAAAAUUUGAGGAGGAGUACUACUAUUCGUUACGAGAAUUGUGGUCUUUCACCAGGGAACGGACGAUUGGUAAUGUUCACUAG
Molecule: messenger RNA, 1059 nt
Organism: Diachasma alloeum
Lineage: Eukaryota; Metazoa; Arthropoda; Insecta; Hymenoptera; Braconidae
Product: neprilysin-1
Exons: 7
Coding region: 1-1059 (352 amino acids)
Biological process (GO): protein processing
Cellular component (GO): plasma membrane
Molecular function (GO): metalloendopeptidase activity
Source: RefSeq, a predicted model, not a curated record